This is a messenger RNA of Telopea speciosissima, 1219 nucleotides long. RefSeq names its product vacuolar protein sorting-associated protein 26A-like. NCBI's taxonomy places the organism in Eukaryota, Viridiplantae, Streptophyta, Magnoliopsida, Proteales, Proteaceae. Gene Ontology annotation, biological process: intracellular protein transport; retrograde transport, endosome to Golgi. The record is from RefSeq and is a predicted model, not a curated record. The transcript has 13 exons. Gene Ontology annotation, cellular component: retromer complex; endosome. Bases 133 to 1038 code for a protein of 301 amino acids.
AAGGUCCACGCUACUGCAAGAGGAGAACGGGAUAGAACCUGACUUCCCUAACAAAACAUCCCUGAAGUCCGGGCUCAAACAGGUAUUUUAUGUGUCACAAGGAUUCAAUUUAGGAUUUGAUACACUAAAGUCAUGAAUUUUCUUGUUGGAGCCUUCAAGCCACCAUGUAACAUUUCAAUCACAUUUGCUGAUGGAAGAACUCGCAAGCAGGUUUCAUUAAAGAAGGAAAAUGGUCAAACUGUAAUGGUUCCUCUUUUCCAGAGCCAAGAGAACAUUGUGGGGGAGGUUUCUCUAGAACCGAUUCAAGGGAAGAAGGUUGAACACAAUGGUGUGAAGAUUGAGCUCCUUGGUCAGAUAGAGCUAUAUUUUGACAGAGGCAACUUCUAUGACUUCACAUCCCUUGUGCGUGAACUUGAUGUGCCUGGCGAAAUAUAUGAAAGGAAAAGAUAUCCUUUUGAAUUUUCUACUGUUGAGAUGCCAUAUGAGUCAUAUAAUGGGGUGAAUGUAAGACUUAGGUAUAUCCUGAAAGUCACAAUCAGUCGGAAUUAUGUCAGCAACAUAGUGGAAUCCCAAGACUUUGUGGUUCGCAACUACACACCACUUCCAUCAAUCAAUAACAGCAUUAAGAUGGAAGUUGGAAUUGAAGAUUGCCUACACAUUGAAUUUGAGUACGGUAAAAGCAAGUAUCAUCUGAAGGAUGUUAUUAUAGGUAAAAUAUAUUUCCUUCUUGUAAGAAUCAAGAUUAAGAAUAUGGAGCUUGAGAUCAGACGCCGAGAAUCAACGGGAUCAGGGCCCAACACUUAUGUUGAAACAGAGACCCUUGCAAAAUUUGAGUUGAUGGAUGGUGCUCCUGUUAGAGGAGAAUCAAUACCAAUCAGGUUGUUUCUAAGCCCGUAUGAACUGACACCAACCUAUCGCAACAUCAAUAACAAGUUCAGUGUGAAAUAUUAUUUGAAUCUUGUCAUUGUAGACGAAGAAGACAGACGGUAUUUCAAGCAACAAGAAAUUACAAUUUAUCGCCUUCUAGAAACUUCCUGAGUCCGUUUCAAACGAGCUGAGUCUUAUAUCCAUAAGUUGAAUGAGUUGGUUUCCUUUUGGCAACUUCUUGUAAUUGGAAAAUGUAACAUCAUCGUUGAAAAAUGGCAGUUGCCAGUGCAUGGUUCUUUUUAUGGUUAAUAAUUUUUACAUUAAAGGAUCUCUAGCCAUGUAUUUGUGUAUA